Messenger RNA from Trematosphaeria pertusa, 3878 nucleotides. RefSeq lists its product as uncharacterized. NCBI's taxonomy places the organism in Eukaryota, Fungi, Ascomycota, Dothideomycetes, Pleosporales, Trematosphaeriaceae. The transcript is spliced from 6 exons. Gene Ontology annotation, biological process: peptidyl-serine phosphorylation; peptidyl-threonine phosphorylation. Gene Ontology annotation, molecular function: protein serine/threonine kinase activity; ATP binding. The record is from RefSeq and is a predicted model, not a curated record. The coding region runs from base 272 to 3649 and encodes 1125 amino acids.
UGCAUAGCUCGUGGGACCUUCUUCAAUUGAGUCGGCCCCGCAUCCCAAGUCGCUGCGGCUCUGUCGCUAGGUCCCUGCUGCGAAUGCCAUCUCUUACAGCCUAAGACCACAACGCCCGCCGCCUUUCUUCUUAUCAUUGAAACGAAGUCUGCCCAAAAUCCCUUAUUCUCGCCAACAUCGUUCCACUUCUGCAUCUAUCCAUGGGAUGUUCUCAUGGGAUCCCUGAGAAGCAUCCUCCGACGCCCUUCUCCGCAACCGUGUCCACGUCACGAUGGUUGAUGCACAGAAUGCCGUCGACACGUUCAAAUACAGGCUGGAAAGCGACUGGAAACUACACGUCGCUUGCCAGCGGCAAUGUCACGCUCGUAAUCGUAAUUGCACAUGUAACAAGAGCCUUGUCCAUGUCGCUAAGUUCGACGAGUGGAUCCAGCGAAAAGAUACCGACGAUACGAAUAGUGUUAUCGAGCGCCUUCUGCUCGAGCUGCAUCCUAAGAUGAAGUCGCGUCAGAAGUUCAUCUUUGAGUCGAAGGCGAUCCUUGAAGGGGACAAGCGAUGCGUGUUGGUAUUCGGCAUCCUCCUCAACCUUGGCCACGGCGACCUAAUCGAUAUUUUCUACAACCACAACGUCGUUGACCAAUACCUACGCCUGGCGAUAUCAGACCAUCUCGCCCCACUUCGCGCCGAUCUCGUAUCCAAAAAUGCCUGUCAAUCCAACGACGUGGCUAAUAAAAUCAUCAACGACUUUGAGAAGGCAAAAUGGGCUUUCUGCCAUCCUCCGCUUACGCUGUAUAUGAAUGAGAACUUCGAAGGCGCCAAGUUCAUUCUACCAUUUUGUCGUCACAAUCCUGUCAAUUGCAAGGGAGGUACUGCAACCGUCUUUCAAGUCUCAAUCCAGGAAGAGCUCGUGACCAACAAGCCCUUAGCAAAGGCACUCGAGAAGUCUUUGCAUUCGGACCCCAUAUAUGGUAGUUGCUAUAAGAUGGCAGUCAAAUCGUAUUCGAGCGAUACCAAAGAUAUCUACGAAGCUGAAAAACAAGCGUUCUUAGGCCUCCGAGGCUCCCACGACACCCCUAUCGUCAAGUGCCUCGGUAGCUUCUCACACAAUGACGGCGAACGGAAAACUUAUAAUCUGUUGCUUGAGUACGGCGAAAUGGAUCUCGACGAAUUCUGCGCCGACGUUGGAAAUGUCCCACCCGUCGGUUCGAAAGAAAUAAUUCGCUUUUGGGAUUCAUUGUUCGAGGUCGCCAAGGCAAUUCAGACGAUCCACGAAGUCCACACUGGGCGUGGAAGCACCUGGAAAAAGUACAAUGGGUGGCAUGCCGACAUCAAGCCAGACAACAUUCUUCGGGUGGGCCAAGAAUUCAAGCUGGCCGACUUUGGGUUCGCGAAGUUUGCCGAGGCCGUCGAAGAUGAUAAAACGCCUGAGCAGUUCAUCAUGGGUGGUACAGACACCUAUGGUGCUCCCGAAUUUGCCCGCGCAAAACGCGCCGAGACUCAGUCGGCAGUGAAACAGACCAUUGAUACGUGGUCUUUUGGCUGCGUGCUUUCUGUAGCCGCAACAUGGGUUGUUCUUGGCUACCAGGGAAUGCUACAAUUCUGGACACUGAGGACGGUCGCCAACGGUGAGCGCAAAAAGGGCGGAGAACAGAGCACCGACCGAUUCCACGACGGGAAAGACGUCUUGCCUGAGAUCAAAUCCUGGCACAGAUACCUUGCCAAUCACGUACGGAUAGGCGAUACCAUCACCGCAAAGGUCCUCAAUCUCAUCAACGAGGACAUGCUCAAGGCAGACCCGGAGGAGCGACUGACCUCUACUAAGCUCUGUAAAGAAUUGGACAAGAUCCUCUCAGGUGCUGAAGGAAAGAGGAAAGCAAUGCUCCAGGAAGGCACCCUAAGCGAGACUGAGUUUUCCACCCAAUACGCCCUAUUAGUUGCUGAGAAAGCGGCACCAUCAGACUCAAAUACUGCCCGACCCCAUUCAGCUUCGCGUCCUGGUCCUGUUCAACUAGAUCUCACCAUUCCUGGAGUGGCGAACACACUUCGAGUGAAUAUUGACCCAGCUGCUCACCAAUCUAAGCGUAUUGGGAAGGAUGAAAAGCUACAGAAGCUCCCACUCGCAAAGACGCCACACCGAGAGCAGAUCUUGGAAAAGGAAUUGGGCUCGCAGUAUAAGGUCUUCCCCGUGGGGCCGGCACACGCCGGGAAUGGCCACAACGGCGCAAAGACCGACAGCCCGACUGGUAUGUAUGAUAUUUUCCAUGGUCCAACGGCCCGGGCUUCGGAUGCCGGAGCGAGCAGGAUUCUUAGCGACGCGGUCUCUUCCGGACUCGGUACAGCUGAGGAAAGGCUGCGAGGUAACCAUGGAUCCAAGCAUUGGAAAAGGGGCGGCCAGGGCCAGGACUUGGUCACUGCCCCCUCCGUACAUGUGGCGGUACCGCCGGUGGCCAAAUCCAUGGACGUUCCUUUGCUCGAUGUUACGCAGCUAGAGCGCAUUACUCACGUCACUAUUGAGGACGCGACUCCACAGAAACCUGAGCAGCCCGCCAAAGAGGAAACUCCGAACAACCUAAUACCUGAAACCCCGCAGAAUGUCUUCCCUCACACGUCUGAGCAGCAUCUAGAGAGAUCACAAGUGAAGCUCGCCACAAGCUCACUGCCGCCCAAUGUGUAUGAUCUUCCCUGGGAUAUUUGCAGGAUCCGGAAGAUACUGGAAGAGAGGGUACCAAAAGGAACGUUUGAAAAAGCCAAAGCCAUGUUCACCAACUGGUUGUCCAAGGAGUACAAGAAGGACAAGUUCUACAAAUAUCUCGGCAAUUUCAUCAAUGAUCGUGAUAUGGUCUUUGUGAUCGACAACGACUCCUCGAUGCGCGAAUUCUGGGGGAUCACGACUUUCGUCGCGGAUACACUAGCCAUGCAGCUUGCGGGAUUGGAUGACGAUGGCAUCGAUGCCUGGUUCACUGUUAAGGGCAAGGAUCUCAACUGUCGUAACAUGAAGGGCCUGAAUGGACUCAAAUUGUUGCACAACAAACUUGAAGCAGGCCGACCCGAUGGACCUUGGAAUGGAUACCCUCUAUAUGUCACGGACAUGGCCGCCACUCUCAGCAGCAUCUUCAACGAGUACUGGAAGGGAAGGCAGAAGAAGACGACUCUUAUCGUCCUUACUAAUGGGCGGUGGCAGGGAUCGAAGUCCGACCUCAUUUUCAGGGCGAUCACCGACUUUGCAAAGGAGCUAGAGUCUGAUAAGCGCAGAUUCCUUGACCGGCAUUUCUCAAUCACUUUCGUUCGGUUAGGCGAUGAUCCUGACGCUAUUGAGCGGCUAGAGUUCCUUGACGACCAGUUGUGUGUUCAGAACAGACUCAAAGACAUCAUCGACUCCUGCACCUGGAAGGACACUGUCGAGAAGAUCCUCCUGGGCAGCGUCACCGGGUACCAAGACGACCAGGACCAAGCGGCGCAGAGCGUAGUCUACGACGAAGUAGCGCUUAAUAAACUGUUCAAUGACUUCGACAGCUCGGCCACGAUAUCUCCCUCCCCGCGGCGCUCUCCAAGCUCCUCAAGUCUCGAUCUCCAACCCGCGGAUCGCGCGAUGUCUGCGCUGUCAACUCCGACCGGCAAGAUGCGAAAUUCGCUCUUUGGGCGUCCGCAUUAGUUGCUCUGCACGCGACCCUCUAUUGUUGUGUAUUCUGCAUAUGCUCCAGACCAUCAUUCUUUUGCGGCAGGAUACGGCAUACGAGUUUGGCGCAGCAUGUGUCUGGAAUAGGUAAUUUUGGCGUUGGAUUCGUGAUACCCCCGGAAAAGGUCAUUUCGGCGGUGUUUGUUUGACUUCCUCAUUGUAUACUAGAUAGACUCCUGGCCCCCGAAGCAACGCAUUUCAAGUG